CUAUAAAUAGGAGGGAUGAAGCCAGCAGAGAUCAGAUUCUCUCUACAGAGACCUCUACAGCACACAGAUCCAGACAUGGCACCUACAAUCACUGCAGCUCUGACCAACUCUCAGGAACAUCUGACUCUGACUCACAAGCUCAGAAAGCCUCUGGUGGAGAAGUUACGCAGAGAGAGAAUCAACAGCAGCAUUGAGCAGCUCAAGUCUCUCCUGGGUCCAGAGUUCCUCAAACAGCAGCCAGACUCCAAGCUGGAGAAAGCAGACAUCCUGGAGAUGACAGUCUGUGUCCUGACACAGCUGCAGCAGCAGAAUAGAGCUGUUGACUCAGUUGCUGUUAAAAAGGGCUACUCCAGGUGUGUCCAGGAGGUGGCACACUUCCUGUCCAGUGAGGAGGCGAAGACGCAAACCAAGAGAAGACUGAUGAUGAAGAACUUCAACAAGCUGCAGUCUUCCUCUGAUAAUAACCUGACAGAGGCUGACUUCUCUCCUCUGAGCUCCACGGACCAGAGCAGCGUCACCAAAGACAAGAGUCCAGUCCACAGCGCCCCCUGGAGGCCGUGGUAGACACCUACAGACUGGAGUUACAACCAGACAAAGUGAGACCACCACAGUGGUCAAAGAUUACUGGAAGUGAAUUCAGUGAAAUUGAAGGACUUGUUCUUCUGUAUGAACAGAAGUCUGUAUCUGUGUGUUUGACAUAUCCUGAGGAAAUGACACAAACUAUAUAUUUCAAGUUCAGAAAGAGAACAUCUUGUCAUGCAUGUUGCAUGAAUCCAAUCUGAUUGCAGCAGCAAUUAUUAUUAUACCUCAGUCUACUUCAUGUACUGGUAUUAUAUAAUGUUAUGAUAACAUUUGUUAUUUUAGAUCAUUUUGAUCUUUGACAUGGGAAAUAUCUAAAUGUCCUUUUUAUGGACAUAAAACUGAUCUGUUGUAAGAUUAAAAUUAAUUUUCCCUAAUAGUUUUACUUCAUAUCACAAUUUAUGUUGUGAUGUCUGAAUAAUUUUAUCCAAGUUAAUCACUUCUUUAUUGGACAUGGAUCAUAUUGAUUAUUGACAUGUGAAAUAUCUAAAUGUCCUUUUUAUGGACAUAAAACUGAUCUGUUGUAAGAUCAAGAUCACUUUUUCUAAAAGUGUUGCUUCAUAUCUUCAUGUUUCCUGUGAUGUUUGUUACAUCUUGAAUAGUUUUGAUCAUGUUGAUCAAUUGUUGAGUUAUUGUCCUUUUUUGGGACAUGUUAUCAUUGUUUACUGCAGAUCAUUUGAUGUGAUUAUUGAAACCUGAUCUGUUGCAGAUCAAUAUGUUUGAACUUUUAUUGUAAAAGUUUCACUUUAAUGUCACAGUUUUAUUGUGACAAUAUGACUAUUAUUUUCAGGGUUAUGGUUAGGGUUACUGGUCAUGUACUGGUAUUAUAUAAUGCUAUGAUAACAUUUGUUAUCGUAGAUCAUUCUGAUCUUUGACAUGAUAAAUAUUUAAAUGUCCUUUUUAUGGACAUAAACUGAACCGGAAAAUCAUACCACAUAUGUUAAUCAAUUGUUAAUUAUUUGUCCUUUUUUGGACAUGAGAAAUAUUUAAAUGUCUUUUUUAUAAAACAUAAAACUGAUCUGUUGUAAGAUCAAGAUCACUUUUUCUUAAAGUUUUUCUUCAUAUGUUAACUGUGAUGUUUGUUUACUCUUGAAAAGUUUUGAUCAUGUCGAUCAAUUGUUGAGUUAUUGGGACAUGUCAUUGUUUACUGCAGAUCAUUUGAUGUGAUUAUUGAAAGUUCAGUGUCACUGUCACAAUUGUAUAGUGACAAUAUGACAAGUGUUUUUACUUGUUUUGUACUGUGUCCUUCACUUUUGUUACAAAGUGAAUGUUGACUAAUCUAGUGAUUAUCUCAACUCGAUCUGUUCUUGGGUCAGUGUUUUUAAGAAUGAAUAUUCAUUGACGAAUCUCAGACUAUUUGUCUUUUGUAAAGACAAAUGUUCCUACGUCGAGUGCAGUGUGUCUUGGAGAAUCUGUAUUUUUACCAAGUUAUUGUUGUGAUGCAUCAUCACAUCCAUUUUCCACCAUUCUUUCUAAAUAAAUCAAAUAUAAUCCAA
This is a messenger RNA of Solea senegalensis (Senegalese sole), 2075 nucleotides long. RefSeq names its product transcription factor HES-5-like. The record is from RefSeq and is a predicted model, not a curated record. Gene Ontology annotation, biological process: regulation of neurogenesis; regulation of transcription by RNA polymerase II; anterior/posterior pattern specification. Gene Ontology annotation, molecular function: RNA polymerase II cis-regulatory region sequence-specific DNA binding; protein dimerization activity; DNA-binding transcription factor activity, RNA polymerase II-specific. Gene Ontology annotation, cellular component: nucleus. The transcript is spliced from 2 exons. NCBI's taxonomy places the organism in Eukaryota, Metazoa, Chordata, Actinopteri, Pleuronectiformes, Soleidae. The coding region runs from base 16 to 564 and encodes 182 amino acids.